This is a messenger RNA of Trichomycterus rosablanca, 1004 nucleotides long. RefSeq names its product BCL2 interacting protein 1a (gene bnip1a). Gene Ontology annotation, cellular component: endoplasmic reticulum; SNARE complex. Gene Ontology annotation, molecular function: SNAP receptor activity. The transcript is spliced from 6 exons. The record is from RefSeq and is a predicted model, not a curated record. Lineage: Eukaryota; Metazoa; Chordata; Actinopteri; Siluriformes; Trichomycteridae. Gene Ontology annotation, biological process: retrograde vesicle-mediated transport, Golgi to endoplasmic reticulum. The coding region runs from base 20 to 700 and encodes 226 amino acids.
UCUCGUCAGCAGAGCAGCUAUGGCUGAUGUCCACGUCCGAAUCUGUGAGCAGGAGAUUAUAAAGUAUGAUUUGGAGAUUAAAGCUCUUAUACAGGACAUCAGUGAAUGUACAGGGCCUCAGAGUACACUCACAGAGUUAAAUGGUCAAGUAAAGGAAAAAUUCGUCUUUCUCCGUCAGCGGAUCCAGGAUCUAGAGCAAAUGGGAAAGGAGCAGGAUAAGGAAUCGGACAAGCUGGCUUUUCUGAGAGAUGUGGAAUGUCAUCGGAAACAGAUGCUCAGUAACCAGACUGCCUGGAGGAAAGCUAACCUCGCAAGUAACCUGGCCAUUGAUAGGCGGGAGAAAGAAGAUUUGCUGAGUGUGGGGGACACUGCCGCAAGGCAAAGAAAGCUGACCAAAGAGAGCCUAGUUCAGACGUCUAGUGACAUCACCGAGAGCCUGAUGAACAUCAGCAGGAUGAUGUCGCAGCAGGUGAAUCAGAGUGAGGAGACCAUAAGCACCCUGGCCACAUCUUCAAGAACAGCGCAGGAAACAAAUGAAGAAUUUAAGGCCAUGACAGGAACUAUCCAGCUGGGACGAAAACUGAUCACAAAAUAUAACCGCCGGGAACUGACAGACAAACUGCUGAUUUUUCUGGCCUUGGCACUCUUUCUAGCCACCGUCCUGUACAUUCUAAAGAAAAGACUUUUCCCUUUUCUCUGACCUCGGAUAAAAAACAAAGAUCGGAAUGAUUUGAUGAAAUCUGACAAGGAUGCCAGAUCAGAUUGAAGAUCAUCUUUCUUUUUCAUAAUUGAUAAAUAUGUUGGACUAAACUAAAGUUAACUGGUAGGACAGAACUAUCAGUGUAAUAUAGAGAAUGAAAACAUGCUUGAAACUUUUAUAAAGUGUAAAAGUAUUGAAAAGAAUUGGUAAUUCGUCAUCCCGUCUUUUUAUAUAAUUUCAUUUGUAUAAUAGAUGUGAAACACAGUUAUCAGUUAUUAUUUAUUUAAAUAAUAAAUAAAUGUAU